AUGUCAGCGUCUAAUAUUCUGCUAGUUACAGGAAGGCCAGGUAUCGGUAAAACCACUUUGGUUUCUCAUGUCUUUGAAGAGCUUCUUAAAAAUGGAAUACAUGCAGUUGGCUUCAAGACUGAAGAAGUUCGACAGUUCUAUUCAGGAAUGUCUGCUCGUUUGGGAUUUGAUGUAGUUCUAUUCGAUUCAUCUCGAACAUAUCCUAGAGCUUCAUUAGCUCGCAUAAUUAGCCAAUCAAGUCAACAAGUACAACGUCAACCUCGUGUUGGUCAGUACCUAGUAGAUAUACCAUCGUUUGAGAGUUUGGCUAUUCCUUGUUUACAGUCUAUUAUAAACGAUUUGGAAAAUGUUUCUUCCAUUAACAAUCUAAGAAAAAAUAAUCUAAUAGUCUGUAUCAUUGAUGAAAUUGGUAAAAUGGAGCUAUGCUCAUCAAAGUUCACUUGUCUAAUUGAAAAGUUGAUUUCAUCAAUUUCGAAUUUACCUACAAAUGGUCAAUGUGAUAUAAAACAUCCUACAGUUGUUCUUUUGGCUACUGUACCAUCACCGAGAAGACCAGAUGGUACACGUGGUAUUCCGUUUGUCGAUCGUAUCUGCUCGAUGAAGGAGGCUUCGAUAAUCGAGAUUGAUAUCUCGAAUCGUGAUAAAACUGUCCAAGAAGUAACGGAAAGAAUACUAAGAUGUAAAUCAUCGUAG
Messenger RNA from Schistosoma rodhaini, 693 nucleotides. The record is from the annotation of a GenBank genome assembly. Lineage: Eukaryota; Metazoa; Platyhelminthes; Trematoda; Strigeidida; Schistosomatidae.